Messenger RNA from Vigna angularis (adzuki bean), 1015 nucleotides. RefSeq lists its product as uncharacterized. The transcript has 2 exons. The record is from RefSeq and is a predicted model, not a curated record. Lineage: Eukaryota; Viridiplantae; Streptophyta; Magnoliopsida; Fabales; Fabaceae. Bases 60 to 842 code for a protein of 260 amino acids.
AAAACUUAUCGUCAACCCCACUCAUUCUCACCCUCUUCUUUUCUUCACUCACCAAUCACAUGCCAUCCAAUUUUCUAGACACAACAGGAAUAAUGGUGAGGGGAAGGUUCGUCAGAAAACUAAAACUCCUCCUAACCAUUACCAACUUGAAGAAACAAGGCUUUGUUCUUCAAAAAAGGUUUCCAACCCCAUAUCAUGACUACAAAGAAAACAACCUGUCUGAGCUAGUGCUUGAGGAUGGUAAUCAUUUUGAGGAGGAAGAAGCCACCGUAGGGUCCAAAGAAAUCACUAAACUUUCGGAAGAAAAGUUAUCAGACAAGAUGGCAUCAUGCAACAACCAAUACCCAUCUCUCAGUGAUUUCAAAGAGUUAUGUCCACCAGGAGGGAACCACUCGAUCGUUCUCUACACAACAAGCUUGAGAGGGAUAAGGAAAACGUUUCGUGACUGUAACACCAUCCGUUUCUUGUUGAGGAGCUUCAAAAUAGUGUACCAUGAGAGGGAUGUGUCUCUGCACUUGGAGUUCAGAGAGGAGCUGUGGAAAAUCUUGGGAGGGAAAGUUAUUCCUCCAAAGCUUUUCAUCAAUGGAAGGUACAUUGGAGGAGCUGAUGAAGUGGUUGGGUUGCAUGAGACGGGGUGGCUCGGGAAGUUUCUAGAAGGAACACCAACUCACUCUAGUGAUUCUCCUUGUACUGGCUGUGCCAACAUUGGAUUCGCCAUUUGUUCCAACUGUUGUGGAAGUUGCAAAGUGUUCAGUGCCAACAGGGACAACAAUGAUGAAUGCUUCGUUAGAUGUCCUGAUUGCAACGAGAAUGGCCUUGUCAAAUGCCCCGUUUGCUGCUAGAGAUUUAUAUACAACCCUUGAAAUGGACAUUGUAUGAAACUCGUACCAUCGAAUGUAGAAACUGCAAUACAAGCUCAUGUUGUGUAGCGUGACAGGUAAACAUGUCACUCGGUUAUUAAUAGGUUGUACAGUGAUUUUGAAUGAAAAAUUUGAGUAUCGUGUUUUCAUAACAA